AUGGUUGUUGAUUCCAAGUCCAAAUCUGACAUCUCAUUCGCCGGAACCUUUGCCAGCAGUGCUUUCUCCGCAUCUUUCGCUGAGGUUUGUACCAUACCUUUGGACACUGCCAAAGUUAGGCUUCAGCUUCAAAAACAAGCUGUAGCUGGUGAUGUAUCCUCCUUACCUAAAUACAAGGGAUUGCUGGGAACGGUUGGAACAAUUGCCAGGGAAGAAGGUCUUUCAGCGCUCUGGAAGGGCAUUGUGCCAGGACUACAUCGUCAGUGUUUGUAUGGAGGAUUAAGAAUUGGGUUAUAUGAGCCUGUUAAGACUUUCUAUAUGGGAAGUGACCAUGUUGGUGAUGUUCCGCUGUCAAAGAAAAUUCUAGCUGCAUUUACGACUGGUGCUGUGGCAAUUACAGUGGCGAAUCCAACUGAUCUUGUCAAAGUCAGACUUCAAGCAGAAGGAAAGUUACCUCCUGGAGUUCCCAGGCGCUACUCUGGAUCUUUAAAUGCUUAUUCAUCAAUCGUGAGACAGGAAGGAGUUAGAGCUCUUUGGACAGGUCUUGGCCCCAACAUAGCAAGAAAUGGUAUUAUCAACGCUGCUGAACUAGCUAGCUAUGAUCAAGUGAAGCAGACUAUUUUGAAAAUUCCAGGAUUCACCGACAAUGUUGUAACUCAUCUCUUUGCUGGCCUUGGGGCAGGGUUUUUCGCCGUUUGUAUCGGCUCCCCCGUUGAUGUGGUCAAGUCGAGAAUGAUGGGAGAUUCUAGUUACAAAAGCACCCUUGAUUGUUUUGUCAAAACCUUAAAGAAUGAUGGACCCUUGGCAUUUUAUAAAGGGUUCAUCCCAAAUUUUGGACGACUAGGAUCUUGGAACGUGAUCAUGUUUCUAACCCUAGAACAGACUAAAAAGUUCGUCAAAAGUUUAGAGUCAUCAUGA
This is a messenger RNA of Lathyrus sativus (Indian pea), 918 nucleotides long. The record is from the annotation of a GenBank genome assembly. Lineage: Eukaryota; Viridiplantae; Streptophyta; Magnoliopsida; Fabales; Fabaceae.